AUGUUUCUACCGUACGCCGCCGUGGCCGUGUUCGCUUUCACGGUGAAGUUCAAUUUAUUAAACGUGUACACCAGGCACGCCGAACCACCUUCGCCGUUUGUCAACAUAAUCUUCCCAACGUGCAAGAUGUGUCUGGAGUCUUGGUGCCACCUCGUAGAUAGAAGACCGUGCAUAACCAGAUACUGGGAGCACUUCAAUUUUACAUGUUACACGUGUAAGAAAAACCAUGAUGGCAUCAAACAGCACUAUACCGAAGGCGAAUGCAAGGCAGCCUGCACUGACCCGGAUAAGAUGUGCAUUUGUGAUUUUGAGUGUUACAUUUGCGUCUCAAAAGAGUGGGCCUGCUGGAACAAUUGGACGCGAUGCAAUUAUUACCCUGUCGAGGAACCAACGUGCGUGUAA
Messenger RNA from Macrosiphum euphorbiae (potato aphid), 402 nucleotides. The record is from the annotation of a GenBank genome assembly. Lineage: Eukaryota; Metazoa; Arthropoda; Insecta; Hemiptera; Aphididae.